Messenger RNA from Papaver somniferum (opium poppy), 2337 nucleotides. RefSeq names its product ethylene-responsive transcription factor ERF054-like. The transcript is spliced from 2 exons. Bases 486 to 1685 code for a protein of 399 amino acids. Gene Ontology annotation, molecular function: DNA binding; DNA-binding transcription factor activity. The record is from RefSeq and is a predicted model, not a curated record. Lineage: Eukaryota; Viridiplantae; Streptophyta; Magnoliopsida; Ranunculales; Papaveraceae. Gene Ontology annotation, biological process: regulation of DNA-templated transcription.
CUCAAUAUUCGAAUCAAAGCCAAACUAUUUCUGCAAAUCAACAAAAGAACUUCAAACAGAUUUCUUCUUCUGGGUUUUAUUAGUUCUCAUCUUUUUUUCUCUCUAAUCUAUACAGUCUGGUCUCUUUUUUUCUCCCUUUAGGUAGGUGCAUGUGGGUAUGGGUUGCUUCAAAGUUAUAUGCAUCAAACAAAAUCUAUUAAAUUCAGUUCACUGUAUUAUUAUUACUGAUUGUGAUUGCAACCAAACUUCUUUUUGAGUAAAUUUCCAUAUUCCUUUUUUGUUUCUCUUUAUAUCUCACUCCUUCACAUAAUUUUAGACCUCGGGCUUCUUUUUUUCCUUCCUUUUUCUUCUUCUUCUCAGAUUUCCUCUGUUUUUUUUUCUUCAUUUGCAACCCAUCUCACUCUUGUGAAUAUUCAGUUCAUAUUCUUUGGAACUCAGAUUCAAGAUUACUCAUUUUUGUUAGCAUUAUUAUAUAUAAAAACAACAUGGUAGGAAAGGGUAAAGAUCAGAGUGGUAGUUCAGAGAGGCAUCAAUGGAAGCCAAAUUUUAAGGAAGUUUCCAUUUCACCGAGGCCUCUUAAAAAUACUCAUCAAGAAUUUCACCAUCCUUAUUCUUCUUCUUCAUCUUCGAAUUCACCUACUACUAAUACCAAUUCAAUUUCUAUUUCUAGUUCUAGACUUGUUUUUCCUUUUUCUUAUGAUGCUUCUCAACCAAUUUCAUAUCCUCAACCACCACCACCACCAUUUCAACAACAACAAAACCAGCAGCAAAUGAUCUCUUUUGGUAAUCCUAGUCAAACGGGUUACCCUCCGUUUUUGCAAGGAGGAGAAGAUCAAUCAUUGCAGCAGCAACAAAAACAACAACUUCUUCAGUACUGGAGUGACACACUUAAUCUCAGUCCUCGUGGAAAGAUGUUAAUGAUGAACAGAUUAGAUCAAAAUUCCAGAAACCUUUUCAGAUUUCCUACACCUCUUGGCAUUAACACAACCACAAAGCUCUACAGAGGAGUAAGACAACGACAUUGGGGAAAAUGGGUAGCUGAAAUUCGUCUCCCUCGUAAUCGAACACGUCUUUGGCUUGGUACUUUUGAUACAGCCGAAGACGCUGCAUUGGCUUAUGAUCGCGAAGCCUUUAAGUUACGAGGAGAGAAUGCUCGGCUUAAUUUUCCUCAUCUCUUUCUUGGUAAAAAUAAGGAAGACAAGGUUAACACGAGCGCACCUCCGUGUUCAUCGUCUUCUCCACAACAAGAUAGCAACACUCUAAGUGAGCAGACUACUCAUGAUGCGGAUAUCACUAGUAUGGCAGCAACACAAGAAAGUCCCAGUGACGAUAAUUCGUAUAUACCCAGUUCUUAUCAGGACACUAAUUAUAUGGAAUCCGGAAUUGGAUCGAAUGAGGUCGAAGCUAGUAGCAGUGAUCAAACCAUGGAUGUAAACAAUCAGGAAUCAGUGAAAUGCGAAAGAUUUGCUGAUGACUCUCAAGAAAUGAUCUGGGGUGAUAUGGAAGAAGCUUUGCUCAAUUCAAUCCAAGGUGGUUGGGGUCCAAAUAGUCCAGUUUGGGAUGAUUUUCCUACAAUUCCAAAUUCUCAUCAUUCUGAUCAUCAAUUCUAUGGUGGUAAUUCUACCUUUGAAAAUUCUUCAUCUACCUGUCCCAUGCAAAUGUUUUUGUGGAGAGAUGGUGACUAAUUUCAUCACCAAAAUGAAGCUUUUCUUUUCUCUACUUUGCUACAGAGAAUUGCUUCAUAUCUGAGUUGGUGGUGGACAAGUCAUGACUCUCUCUCUCUCUCUCUACCCAUAUCUCUCUUUCUCCUCCCUCUAUCCUAGAGUUGGGUAGGAAAACUUUAUUUUCACUGGUUGCAGAUUUUUUAAAGGUCAACCAGUCAUUUCUCUAGUUAGUUAUUGCUGUCUAGUGCAAACUCUGAAAAGCCUUCUUUUGUUGCAACUUUUGGGUUUUGGGGUCUAUUGCUACAUGAAAGGCUGCAUUAUUUAGAAGUCUUUAUUUAGUAAGAAUCCCAGAAUCCAAAUGAGUCUAAAAACACAAGCCAAAACCUUUCAACAUCUUUUAGUUAGGUUUUGUUUGUUUAUGGGUUUAUUAGAUUUUGUGGUGUGUAAAUUAGAGAGGGGUAUUGUCAUUGAGAUAGUGCACGGUCUUAUUAUGUCCUAUGUAAAUGUUAUGGUCUAGUUUAGUGUUUGUAAUGUCGAAGCUUGGUAAUUUAGUAGCGUGGUUCAUCACAGCCAAUGUAGGAGACAGUUUUGUGAUCUCCUCUCUCCCGGAUGGACAUCUGUUUUUGCGAAUCUAUUAUGUAUACCAUUUGCAUCAUGUUUAUGUUUAUGUUUA